Molecule: messenger RNA, 2698 nt
Organism: Sebastes umbrosus (honeycomb rockfish)
Lineage: Eukaryota; Metazoa; Chordata; Actinopteri; Perciformes; Sebastidae
Product: galectin-3
Exons: 6
Coding region: 74-1288 (404 amino acids)
Biological process (GO): positive chemotaxis; monocyte chemotaxis; negative regulation of endocytosis
Cellular component (GO): immunological synapse; nucleus
Molecular function (GO): carbohydrate binding; laminin binding; IgE binding
Source: RefSeq, a predicted model, not a curated record
UCACUUAAACCACACCACGGCCUGCAGCCUGCUCCUUCUGUGCACCUGAGGACUAAAGACGAGAAAAGGCAGCAUGGAUGUAAGUACCUCACCAAAUGCUCAGAUCUCUACACUGCACUCUGACCCUCUGUGUGGCAGCUGCCCGUCCUCUGGUUCUGCCCCACAGGCUAACAGCCUUUGGCCGAGCCUGCCGCAGUCUGGAGCUGGUUUCCCCGGGUGGCCGGGACAGCCGGGACAGCCGGGACAGCCUGCCCAGCCCGCACCGUGCUGGAAUGGCCAGCCAAACACUCCCUGCUGGCCUGGGACACAACCAGCUGUAGCACCAGCCCCUGCACCUACCACAACCGUAGUCCAGGCUCCAGCUAAUGCUCAGGUUCCACCGCAGCCCUGCAAUCCUUGCUGGGGAGGUACCCAGUACCAGCCUCCCCAGAACCAGGCUCCCCAGUACCAGGCUCCCCAGAACCAGGCUCCCCAGUACCAGACUCCCCAGUACCAGUCUCCCCAGUACCAGCCUCCCCAGAACCAGGCUCCCCAGUACCAGGCUCCCCAGUACCAGGCUCCCCAGUACCAGGCUCCCCAGUACCAGCCUCCCCAGUACCAGCCUCUCCAGCCAUCAGCUCCAAUUCAAGCUCAAGUCCCUGUUCAAGUCCCUGUUCAAGUCCCUGUUCAAGUCCCUGUUCAAGUCCCUGCUCCAGCUCCAACUCUAACUCCCCACCCAGUCCCAGCACCUGCUCCUGGCAUCCGCCCAAACGCACCAGGGUGGCCCGCUCACCCUGGUUGGCCUUAUAACCCGGGACAGUCAGGAUGGCCUGGACAGAAUCCAUCCAUCAUGCCUCCACACUGGCUUCCUCCCACAUCUGGACCUCUUAGUGUGCCAUACAACUUGAACCUGGCCCGAGGGGUCUACGACAAGAUGAUGAUGACCAUCUUGGGCCAUGUCAAACCUAACGCUAAAAUGUUCACAGUGAACUUUCUGAGAGGCAACGACAUCGCCCUUCACAUCAACCCUCGCUUUAGUGAGGGGGGCAAACAGGCGCUGAUCCGCAACCACAAACUGGGUGAGCGCUGGGGCGCGGAGGAGAGGGACCUGAAGGGACCCUUCCCCUUCGCUCAAGGGAGCCCUUUUGAGAUGAAGAUCCUGUGCACUCAGGAGGCGUUCAGGGUGGCGGUGAACAACAUCCCGCUGUUUGAGUUCCGACACCGCGUCAGAGAGCUCAACCAGAUCGACAGAAUCAACAUCCUGCACGAUGUCGUCCUCACCUGCGUCAAUGUGGAGACACUUCCAUAGGAAGCACAUUAUUACUCACAAAGCACAUCAAGGGCACAGAUAUGUAUGAGUGUGAUGUAAAUGCAUACAAAGACACAUAUAGACACACACACGCUAUCUAUACAGGCUACAUGUUGCAGGAAGUAAAACUUUCCAGUUUAUUUAUCAUGAUGCUUAAAGAUCGAACAAAUGUGUGUUAGUACGUAAUGUAAUAUUAGUUAUGACAUGAGCUGAGCUCAUUCUAUAAUAUGCUACUUCCUCUACCACAUAGCUAACCAUUUAACACACACAAAGCUUUAAUCUUCUUCUCUAUGUAGAUGCUACUGCUACUGUAUUUAUUGUGUACAAUAUGUUCUAUAUUAUUAAAGGGGAGCUACGCCCAUUUUCAAAAUGUAUACACAUUAUUCCUAUGGUCUAAGACAGUCCAAAAAUGAUUAGUAAACAUGAACAACUCUCUCCCGAAUCCAAAAACUCUCCAAAGAGUGCUGAAACUCAAACUUGUGAUGCCAUAGGGUAUAAAGUGCUGCUCCAUAGAUGAUGAAUGGAGAGAGAUGUAUAUGGGAACAUUUUCUGUUUCACAACUGACAACAUUACAAUAGAAUAAAGCUCAUUUCCAUGAAAUCAGUUUUCCAUUCAUUGUGUAUGGAGCAGCUCCAGACUUUAUACCCUAUGACAUCACAAGUUUGAGACUUACUUCUCUGGUUUCUGGCUUUGAGAGAGAGAGAGGAGCUCAUGUUCACAAAUAUUGAUUGAACUUUCCUAGGCCGUGGAAAUAACAUACUGGAAUUCUUAAUUUGGGUGGUGUUCCCCUUUAAAUUGCUAACUGAGAAUUAAACAUGCUAAUAUUGCCCAAAAAAAAAUCCAAUUAUUAUUAUGUUAUUAGAUGUCCAUUAGGGUUCUGUUAACUAAUUAUGAAAAAAAUAAAAUCAUCAGUCAGUCAUCUGGUCCAAUGUUUUAAUUAUUUAUUUUAAAAGAAGUACAGUGCAACAGUUUGAAUAAAAAUCUCUUUCAGAGAAAUAUAAAACCUUAAAAUCAGCACAAAGAAAACUUGCACAAAUGUACAAAAGGAAACAGACUAACAGAUAAGUAAAGCAAUCAGUCAUGGCUACAGUACUCUGCAAUUGGGGAGACACCAUUGGCACAAAAAUAUGAAUAACACAGCCUAAACAAAACACCUUCACAAGUCCAUCAUCUGACACUCAUACCUCAAGAUAACCAUUUCUAUCCUCACACCUUAACUUAACUUCCUCCAACCCCCCACUUAAAUGCAUCCAUCUCUACCUAACAGAACCAGUUUUGCCCCAUUAGCAGCAGGGCCUAAGGAUGCUGAUGUCAGUUGCAUCCAACAAUUUGGUCUGGAGCAAAAUGUCUCUGUAGCUGGCCAAAUUGAAAUUGGUGAUAUGGUUCACCCAGUGGGUGAUUCAUCCUUAA